CAUAUUUCAUGUCGUUAUUAACUCAGUAAAUGAAUACCAAGCCAAUUGUGAUUGUGUUACUUAUUUUAUUUUUCAAACGAUUUUCAUGGUUACUUUUGGAGUCCGAUUCGUUACGAACAUAAAUCACCUGGUUGCUAGUACGAUCGAGAUUCACAUGAUGUAUUUCGAUUUCUAUUCUAUUACGUCACCGAUGCUGAACUCCCUAUGUGUAAUUGAACUCGCCCACAUAUUUGCAUUGUGGGAUAGCGAUGGCGGUAAAUACAGUGUCCACAAAACGAUGAUUUCGUUACGAACAUGAUUCGUCGUUAACUGAUGCAGAAAAAUUCAUCAAGGAAGUUUGUGGGGGUGAAUACCUUCUCCAAUUUAUGCUGCGGAAAGGAGACAGAUUAUAUUGGCCCCCUGUGGAUGAAUUCUCUUGGGAGCCAUAUGAUAACAUACAUCGACUUUUGCCAAUACCUGUUUUGUCCAAUUAAGCAGUCUUCCUCUGGAAGACAAUUAUUUUAAUUUUGAAACAUUCACACUCGCUCAUGCUAUUCAAAAUUCAUAUUGAUGUUGCAUUGAAAUAAAUGUUUUCCUUAGCGCUGAAAAAAUUGUGUCUGUGUUACUUCCAUAAGAUGAUAGUUUUGCGAUGAAUGUAUCCUAAGAAUCGUACUGCUAACUCAAAGUAACAGAGUCAUAGCAGUAAAGAUGUCUUCUUAUGAAGGAAAAGAUUGUGACUGUUUCUCUAAUGAUGUCUGUCAUAAUUUUAUGGAAUAAAUCAAAGCCGAAAAUUAUGGAAGUAACGGCGUCUUAAAUUCUUCAAUCUGACUGCAAGGUCUGUAAUAAUAAAUUUUGAAAAAAAAGUUUUUAAUCACCUCUUCAGAAGAUAUCUUAAAGGUUGAAUUACAGAUUUACAAUAAAAAUACAGUUAUUACUGCAGUAUGUAUUUUCAUUCAGACACCAUGUUACUUCCAUAAUUUUGUUAGUCAUCUAUAUUCAAACUCAUUUCAAAUUAAAUCCGUGCCAUGGAUUAUCUUUUACUUGGUAUUUUUAUAAACUAGAAGAUGUAGACUACUCAAAACCAUAAACCAAAUAAGAAAUAAAUUAAUUUGAAAUUUAUUGGUGAAAGUAACACUUUGCAUCCCAGCUCCAGAAACUUACUUAAUUGCUUUAUGUAAAAAUAUCAGUUUUUGACCUCUGAUACCAUUUUGCUUAAUAAAUUGUUUUGCGUCAUUAAUUGUCACGUCCAGGAAUUAGAACUCGUGUAUUAAAACGUUCCAUUUCGUUCCGUGUGAGAAAUAUAUAUUGCAUCGUGGAGAAGUAAUAAAAUUCAAAUGCUUCUUUGACGACUACCAAUCAUGCGGCCUACAUCAUAAAUCAAAAUUAUAUACUAGUAUAUGUAACAUGAUACACAAUCCCAGAUUUAAAAAACUCUGUCCUGAUUUCACAAUGCAGUGUACCCCAGUACCCUAGAUUAAAAUACCCAUUCAAAUAUUGUCAAAAAUGCAAAAAAUGUUAAAUGUACAAUUUUCAGGAUUCAUGAGACUUAUUAUGGAAUUUGCAUUCAAAUCACCCAAAUGUUCUGAGAGUUUAUUCCUCAAGUGAUCGUAUUUUGUACAAAAUAAUAAGAAGUGUUUCUCAUCCUCAACUUCAUUCAAGCAGAAUUUGCAAAGUUCAAAUUAGGUCGUGGAAUGAGAGGUUUACAGUAUCUCCCAACCAAGUAUGAAAGCAGCACUGUGCAAUGUGUACCGGAGUGAACGAAAAUAUAAAGACUAGACAAAGUGCAACCACCACACAUGUACAUCAAAUAGUUGUUAUUUUUAGACACACAUUGGUCUCCAUAGAUGAUCAUCGUUAUCUGAGGUUGGAGCAUUUAGAAGAAAAAAAAAUAGUGCAAAAGAAAUACAAAUCGAUUAGAUAAAAGACGUUAAAUUAUAGCAUUCUCAAUCCUCAACCAGUGAUUAAUUCAUUUAAACUUUGGCUGAGAUAGGAAAAGGAACCUAAAAAUCUCAUCUUUUAUAACUUCCUGUCUGCGCAAUAAUAUAUAAAGUGGCCUCACGCACACGACAUUUCGUUUUCCUGGUUGUUAGUCGUCGAGAAGGGUGUAUCCGAGACUGUAUUUUCUUUUAAAAUGAGUUGGGACGGAUGGCUACCUUAUAUGCAGACUGAUGGCUCAAACACGUGUUCUCACGAAUGUGGAAUUUUCGACACACAAGGCAACGCUUGGGCAAAAACAUCGUGCUGUAGUCCAUCAACUACCAACUUUGCAGACCUAAAUAAACUAUUUGCAAAAGGAAUGGACUGCGGCGUCACUAGCAUAACUAUAAACAACAAAAAAUACUUUGUUUUACGAGCAGACCAAGAGGAAAAAACCAUUGAAGGAAAAUGUGGUCCUGGUGGAUUUUGUGCAGCAAAGGGUGAAACUUUCGUCUGUGUAGGAUUUUACAAUGAUGCGUCCGUACAACCAGGAAACAACAAGAAACAGGUGGAAAAAUGCAGAGGAGAACUGGCCAAGGCUCUGGGCCAGUGAGUGACUCCAUCACCAAGGCUGUUCAUUCUGAGUUCUAUAUUGACAUUUCAGUGGACUUAUACAUCUAACUGUUCACCUACUAGUCAAUGCCUUGCCAAAACAAUUACAUUCAUGGAAAAGAUGUGAGCUUGUCAUUUAAGAUACUCAUCACAGAUUCUGGGAGGGGAAAUUUUGUUUUCUGCAUUUGUCAGUGAAAAUUUGUGAAUUUAUUUUUUUUCUUUAAAAAACUUUUUAAUUUUUUUUUUCAUUUGUAAGAGAUUUGUAGAAAUUUUUAAUUUUUUUUUUUAAAAAUUUGAUACAAGAGGGAAAUUAAAUUUUGAUACAAGAGGAAAAGGGCUUUUGUAUACGGGUAGUUCAUUGUAUUUUUGAGAUUCCAGAAAUUUAGUUUUUCUACCAAAGUUCACUGUCUUGCCUAUAGUCAUAUACAAUAAAUUAUCCUUUAUAAACACAAGCAACUUAUACCAUUUAUGUUCAGGUUUGACUCUAGCAUUCCCGAUUGAAUAAUGCUAUUGAAUAUUGGGGAAUUGAGAUCUUCCAGACUGUUUAAAGUAUUAGAGAGUCCAUGUAGAUUCUUAAAGAACCAAUGAUUCAUUAGUUUAACCAAUGUUUGUUUAACAUUGGUAUGGUAGUCAUUCCAUAUAUUUAUAUUUUCUCUUGGACAAUAAAUAUCCUGUCUUUUUAA
This is a messenger RNA of Ostrea edulis (European flat oyster), 3191 nucleotides long. Its product is annotated as profilin-1. Gene Ontology annotation, cellular component: cell cortex. NCBI's taxonomy places the organism in Eukaryota, Metazoa, Mollusca, Bivalvia, Ostreida, Ostreidae. The coding region runs from base 2111 to 2509 and encodes 132 amino acids. Gene Ontology annotation, molecular function: actin monomer binding. The transcript has 4 exons. The record is from RefSeq and is a predicted model, not a curated record.